Molecule: messenger RNA, 645 nt
Organism: Chenopodium quinoa (quinoa)
Lineage: Eukaryota; Viridiplantae; Streptophyta; Magnoliopsida; Caryophyllales; Amaranthaceae
Exons: 1
Coding region: 1-645 (214 amino acids)
Source: RefSeq, a predicted model, not a curated record
AUGUUUGAACGUGAAGGCAUUCCUUGUAGGCAUAUGAUUUGGGUAUGGAAGGCUAGGAUGUUAGAAAAAAUUCCCAAGGCCUAUGUUCUAAAAAGAUGGACUACAAUUGCUUGUAAGAAGCCAAUUUUUGAUGUAGAAGGUAAUGUGUUGGAGGAAUGUAUCAAUGCAGAAGAUAAGAAGAUGUUCUUCAAUGAUUUGUGGUCCGAAAUUCAUGCUUGUGUGAGUUUAGUGCAAAACAAUGAAGAUGAUCUUAGUGAUCUUGUCAACAAACUUCAUGCUUUGAGGAUGGAUUUGAGACAUAAGAAAACCACUAAUGCAAGCAACACUCUUUCUACCAAAGCAAAAGAUACUGAAAUGCUUAUUGGAGCUAGUCUACCUUCUAAAUUUUUAAUCAAACCUCCUAAAAUUUCGAAGAACAAAGACAUGGGGGUUCAUGUUCCAAAUCAGGUCAAUGUUCCAAAUGAUGUCCAUGUUCUAAAUGAGGUUCAUGUUCCAAAUGAUAUUCAUAUUCCAAAUAGUGACAAGAGAAUGAAGAGUGACAGAGAAAAAGCCGUUGAACAAAGUCAAAAGAAGAAAAGAUUAUGUAGAGCAUGUAGAGAGCUUGGCCAUCAUGAUAGUCGCAAUUGUCUCGGGAAAGUCAAGUAA